This is a messenger RNA of Saccostrea echinata, 423 nucleotides long. RefSeq lists its product as uncharacterized. The record is from RefSeq and is a predicted model, not a curated record. NCBI's taxonomy places the organism in Eukaryota, Metazoa, Mollusca, Bivalvia, Ostreida, Ostreidae. The coding region runs from base 1 to 423 and encodes 140 amino acids. The transcript has a single exon.
AUGAGAAGAACACAGAAGGCACUAAUGGAAGGAGGACAUCUUCGAUUGCACAAAUUUGCGUCCAACUCAAAGUCUGUUCUCCAGCAGUUUGACAGUGAAGACCUAGCCAAAGAUCUCAAACACCUUGAUUUUGGAUGUGACACGCUUCCAGUUCAGCGAAGCUUAGGAGUCUCCUGGGAUGUAGAAACAGACUCUAUAAUUUUUCAAGUCUCGGGAAACCUGAAACCCUUUACUCGCAGAGGGGUUCUAUCGACAAUCAACAGUCUUUUUGACCCUAUAGGUUUCACAGCUCCCGUCACCUUGCAAGGGAAACUGUUACUGAGGGAGAUUAUGUCAACAGUGAAACAGGUGGGCUGGGAUGAGCCACUUCAACAAAUUUCCUUAUCCGAUGGGAAAAUUGGGUUAACUCACUACAGCAUUUAG